CGGGGGGAGGGGGGAGGAACAUGGCGCAAGCUCUGUCCGAGGAGGAGUUUCAGCGGAUGCAGGCUCAGCUCCUGGAAUUGCGGACCAACAACUACCAACUUUCAGAUGAGCUACGCAAAAAUGGUGUUGAACUCACCAGUCUUCGACAGAAGGUCGCAUAUCUGGAUAAGGAGUUCAGCAAAGCUCAGAAGGUAUCUCCUUCCACCCACCCACCCACGCAUGCUUCCUUCUACCCAUCUGACUCAUUCCUCUACCCAGCACUGAGCAAGAGCAAGAAGGCUCAGGAAGUUGAGGUACUGCUAAGUGAAAAUGAGAUGCUACAGGCAAAGCUACACAGCCAAGAAGAGGACUUCCGGUUGCAAAACAGCACACUUAUGGCUGAGUUCAGCAAGCUCUGCAGCCAGAUAGAACAGCUGGAGCAGGAGAACCAGCAACUGAAGGACGGGACUGCUGGAGCUGGGUCUGCCCAAGCUGAGCCCCUUGUGGAUGGGGAGCUGCUGAGAUUACAAGCAGAGAAUACAGCCUUGCAGAAGAACGUGGCAGCCCUGCAGGAGCGAUAUGGAAAAGAUGCCAGAAGACCCUCAGCAGUUAGUGAUGGGCAAGGGGACCCUCCAGGGGGCCCAGCGCCCACCAUCUCAGCCCCCAUGCCUUUGGCAGAGGUGGAGCUUAAAUGGGAAAUGGAGAAAGAAGAAAAGAGAUUGCUUUGGGAGCAGCUGCAAGGCUUGGAGAGUUCAAAGCAGGCAGAAACAUCCAGGCUACAGGAGGAACUUGCUAAGCUCUCCGAGAAACUGAAAAAGAAACAAGAAAGUUUUUGCCGUCUGCAGACAGAGAAGGAGACGCUGUUUAAUGACAGCAGAAACAAGAUCGAGGAAUUACAACAACGGAAAGAAGCUGAUCUCAAAGCCCAGUUGGCUCGAACCCAGAAGUUGCAGCAGGAACUUGAGGCUGCCAAUCAGAGCCUGGCAGAAUUGAGAGAUCAGCGGCAGGGGGAACGCCUGGAGCAUGCAGCAGCUUUGCGGGCCCUACAGGAUCAGGUGUCCAUCCAGAGUGCAGAUGCGCAGGAACAGGUGGAAGGGCUUUUGGCUGAGAACAAUGCCUUGCGGACUAGCCUGGCUGCCCUGGAGCAGAUACAAACAGCAAAGACCCAAGAAUUGAACAUGCUCCGAGAACAGACCACUGGGCUGGCAACUGAGUUACAACAAAGACAGGCUGAGUAUGAGGAUCUUAUGGGACAGAAAGAUGACCUCAACUCCCAGCUCCAGGAGUCAUUACGAGCCAAUAGUCGGCUGCUGGAACAACUUCAAGAAAUAGGGGUGGAGAAGGAGCAGUUGACCCAAGAACUACUGGAGGCUCGGAAGAGUGCUGAGAAGCGGAAGGCCAUGCUGGAUGAACUAGCAAUGGAGACACUGCAGGAAAAGUCCCAGCACAAGGAAGAGCUAGGAGCAAUCCGACUACGGCAUGAGAAGGAGGUGCUAGGGGUUCGGGCUCGCUAUGAGCGUGAGCUCCGAGAGCUGCACGAAGAUAAGAAACGGCAAGAAGAAGAGCUCCGGGGACAAAUCAAGGAGGAGAAGGCCCGAACACGGGAGCUGGAGAAUCUCCAGCAGACUGUGGAGGAACUUCAAGCUCAGGUACACUCCAUGGAUGGAGCCAAAGGCUGGUUUGAACGGCGCUUAAAGGAAGCCGAGGAAUCCCUGCUGCAGCAGCAACAGGAACAAGAGGAAGCCCUCAAGCAGUGUCGGGAACAGCAUGCUGCUGAGCUGAAGGGCAAGGAGGAGGAGCUACAGGGUGUAAGGGAUCAGCUUCUUCAGGCCCAGGAGGAGCGAGACAACCAUCUGAAGACCAUCAGCAGUCUGAAGCAGGAGGUGAAGGACACGGUGGAUGGGCAGCGGAUCCUGGAGAAGAAGGGUAGUGCUGCGCUCAAGGACCUCAAGCGGCAGCUGCACCUGGAGCGGAAGCGGGCAGACAAGCUGCAGGAGCAGCUGCUGGACAUCCUCACCAACAGUAAGAGCCGCUCAGGCCUUGAGGAGCUGGUUCUUUCAGAGAUGAACUCACCAAGCCGGACGCAGACAGGGGACAGCAGUAGCAUCUCUUCCUUCAGCUAUCGGGAGAUCUUGCGAGAAAAGGAGAGUUCAGCUGUUCCAGCUAGGUCCUUAUCCAGCAGCCCUCAGGCCCAGCCCCCUCGGCCAGCAGAGCUGUCAGAUGAGGAAGUAGCUGAGCUCUUUCAGCGGCUGGCAGAGACACAGCAAGAGAAAUGGAUGCUGGAGGAGAAGGUGAAGCACCUGGAGGUAAGCAGUGCCUCCAUGGCGGAGGACCUCUGCCGCAAGAGUGCCAUCAUUGAGACCUACGUCAUGGAUAGCCGCAUUGAUGUGUCUGUGGCAGCAGGCCACACAGACCGCAGCGGACUGGGCAGCGUCUUGAGAGACCUAGUGAAGCCAGGUGACGAGAACCUUCGGGAGAUGAACAAGAAGCUGCAGAACAUGUUGGAGGAGCAGCUCACCAAGAAUAUGCACUUGCACAAGGACAUGGAAGUUCUGUCCCAGGAAAUUGUGCGGCUCAGCAAGGAGUGCGUAGGAUCUCCUGACCCAGACCUGGAGCCUGGAGAAGCCAGCUAAAGACCUGCAGGCUGCACCUACUCCUUCCCCUUCCCACCCUCUUCCCCCAAGACACCAUGCCAUUCCCUUGGGCUGUGGUGGGAAAAUAGGGGCCUGGCUCCAAAGGAGACUGGACAUUAAAGGGGCUGGAGACGAAGGCUGGUGUUAAUGACCCUGUCUUAGGGCAGAGGCCCCCGGAGAGGGGGGAUCCUGAAGGAGGGGGCAGGGAUUUCUCUCUGCUCCCAGGGAUUUCUGCCUUCAUUUCUGCAUGAGCUCUCCUUCCCAGAGACCAACUCUUUUUAAUUUAAUUUUAUUUUUUAACUUAUGUCUGGGAGCCUGGCUACUUUGCAUUUGGAAUUGGGGAUGUUGGGUGGGGGCAUGGUCCAUGUUCAGCAUUCUAACGUGUGUGUGUGUGUGUGCGUAUGUGUGUGUGCGUGUGUGUGUGUGUGUGUAAAGGCUGUGCAGCCAAAAUACCAUCUGGCCACAUGGGCCCACCCACUGACUGUUUGGUCUCAUUCUUUCUAACCAGGAGGGAUGUGGUGGAGGUGGGGAGGUCAUAACCACUGGAAUAGGGAGGGAAGUCUCUGGCUGCAAGUUUACUUUUAUUCCCUCAUCCUCACCCUCACCCAGCCUGUCAACAUUUACUGCUGACCAACCCAUUAAACUGAGUGGAGCAAAAAUA
This is a messenger RNA of Tupaia belangeri chinensis (Chinese tree shrew), 3273 nucleotides long. RefSeq names its product GRIP1 associated protein 1 (gene GRIPAP1). The record is from RefSeq and is a predicted model, not a curated record. Gene Ontology annotation, cellular component: extrinsic component of postsynaptic early endosome membrane; postsynaptic recycling endosome; glutamatergic synapse. Bases 21 to 2612 code for a protein of 863 amino acids. NCBI's taxonomy places the organism in Eukaryota, Metazoa, Chordata, Mammalia, Scandentia, Tupaiidae. The transcript is spliced from 27 exons. Gene Ontology annotation, biological process: regulation of neurotransmitter receptor transport, endosome to postsynaptic membrane; regulation of modification of synaptic structure; regulation of recycling endosome localization within postsynapse.